AUGGACUUCAAUCUGGAUUUUGCUGAGGCUGCCGAUAUUUUGGGAAUAUUUCCCUAUCUUCACACAGCAGGGCCCUUGUUUGUUAGGCCUUUAGUUCGUGUUUUGGCUGAAAGAGGCCAUAGGGUGACGGUUAUUUCCCCCGAAAAAACCCCAACCAACAUAAAAGGUGUUCGCCAUCUUCGAGUCCCUGAGCUGAAUCGCCAGCUUCAGAAAAUAAUGGAUUCGGAUAACUACAUGCAUCAUUUUUCUUCCAAAUGGGCGAAAAGCAUUUUGGCGGCAUCUAUGCUCGCCAACAUAUCGACUGCCCUUCUGACUGACGAUGGCGUGCAGAAAAUGAUGAAAGACGGCAGUGAACGGUUUGACAUGGUCAUGAUAGAGGCGAGUCACCUGGAAGCCAUGUACGGCCUGGCGGAGUAUUACAACGCCACCCUCAUGGGCAUCGCCAGCAUGCGCCUCAAUUGGCAUGUUGACGACCUGGCGGGAAAUCCCUCACCAAGUAUCCACGAUUCCAUCUCACUGGAGGGCCCUUCCUUAAAGUACUCGCUGCUAGGUCGUUUCUACAACUGGUUGGAUACAACCGAAGAGUUUUUGCUGGAGCGGUUGGUCGUCCGACCUGCCCAGCUGCAUAUCUUUGAAAGGUUUUUCGGAUACUCGGCCGAGAAACUGGAGGAGCUCCGCUCCAGGUUUGCGUUAGUCCUGAUUAACACCCACUUUAGCAUGGGUCGGGUAAGAGCCAAUGUGCCAAAUAUCAUUGAGGUUGGAGGCAUGCAUCUCAGCGAUCCACCGGAGCCCUGUGACGAGGAGAUGCAACGCUUUUUAGACGAAGCGGAGCACGGAGUCAUUUACUUCUCAAUGGGCCUAGAGAUCCGCUUCAAGUAUCUCCCGGAUUACAUGCAACAGCCGUUGCUCCAGCGCUUUGCUGAACUAAAGCAAAGGGUGGUGUGGAAGAACGAACUUUUCACGACGCCCAAUAAAACGGACAACGUGUACAGGAUAGUGAGGGCACCUCAGCGGAUUAUUCUGUCCCAUCCAAACACCAGGUUGUUUAUUACCCAUGGCGGCUUACUGAGUGUCAUCGAGGCCAUAAACGGCGGAGUUCCCAUGCUGGGGUUGCCAUUAUUUUUCGAUCAGUUCAAUAACAUGCAACGCGUGGAGGCGGCGGGAAUGGCAAAGGUCCUGGACUGGAACACUCUGAGUGUGGAUACUCUCAUCAACACCGUUCACGAAAUUAUCGAACAGCCAAAAUAUGCUCAGAAGGCCAGAGAAAUGGCCUACAACUUUAGGGAUCGUCCUAUGAACCCUUUGGACACGGCAGUCUGGUGGACUGAAUAUGCCCUGCGACACAGGAACGCCAGCCACAUGAGGCUUAAUAAGAGUGAAUUACCAUUCAUGGCAUACUACCAACUGGAUAACCUGCUUCCUCUUCUUCUGCGAGUCGCGAUGAUCCUCAUGGCGGUGCUAUUUCUAGGCUAUAAAUUAUUGGAAAAACAGCGAUUUCGACAGAGACGACAGCAAGAAAGAAAUUUGUUGAUGAUGCAGCAGAUUAUGUUUCGAUAACUCUGCUCCCCCAUGAUAUUUUAGUGAA
Messenger RNA from Drosophila bipectinata, 1585 nucleotides. RefSeq names its product UDP-glycosyltransferase UGT5-like. The record is from RefSeq and is a predicted model, not a curated record. NCBI's taxonomy places the organism in Eukaryota, Metazoa, Arthropoda, Insecta, Diptera, Drosophilidae. Gene Ontology annotation, molecular function: UDP-glycosyltransferase activity.